Messenger RNA from Coregonus clupeaformis (lake whitefish), 2771 nucleotides. Its product is annotated as leiomodin-2. Gene Ontology annotation, biological process: pointed-end actin filament capping; myofibril assembly; muscle contraction. The record is from RefSeq and is a predicted model, not a curated record. Gene Ontology annotation, cellular component: striated muscle thin filament; myofibril. The coding region runs from base 725 to 2425 and encodes 566 amino acids. Gene Ontology annotation, molecular function: tropomyosin binding. NCBI's taxonomy places the organism in Eukaryota, Metazoa, Chordata, Actinopteri, Salmoniformes, Salmonidae. The transcript is spliced from 4 exons.
AGUGCACUACAUUUGAACAGAGCCACCUAGGGAAAACUGUACUAUUUGAGACACAUUUAUGUAAUGGUGUGCAUCUCUGUGUGUCUCUGAGUCUGGAUGUCUUUAUAUGUCUGUGGGUUUCUCUGUGUGUGAUAUCCCUCUGUGUGUGUAAACAUGUGUCUCUAUCUGUUGGUCACUAUGAGUUCUGCUUGUUGUUGUGUGUCUCUAUGACUCUCUGUGUGUCUCUCUUGGGUCCGGUUGGGCUUUUCUUGGCCAUGAACAAUGUGGCCGCUGCUGGGAUCUGCUGACAGGCCUGACCAGGGCCGCUCUGCUCUCUGAGCUCACAUGCUUUUUGUGGCUCUAGUCUAUCUCUCUGAGCAGCGCCUCCCAAAAAAGCACUGUGCAUCAUGGUCCGACGCUUUGUUGCACUCCACUGAUCCCUCUCUUAAGGCCUCUGCAGCAGCUGGAGAGAUUAGAAGAAAGGAGAACAGGACACACUCACACACACACCACUGACACAGACACCCCAGCUAGGCCCCUUGCACACACACCACUGGUACUGUUCUCACUGAAGCAGUAGAGGACAAACAGAUCAGGCUGAGACUGAACUUGACUGGACCCACACCUCCAGAAAGACUCCACUGACCGGAAACCUAUCCCAGAAAGAUCCCACCCUGAUCGGACUCGUACGGCACACAGAGCCCCAUCUACCUGGAGCCCAACACAGGGGCCAACCUCUUCAGCAAUGAACAGUUUUGGGUACCGUCGGGAGCUGAGUAAGUAUGAGGAUGUGGAUGAGGAUGAACUACUGGCUUCUCUCAGCCCAGAGGAGCUAGCAGAGCUGGAGAUGGAGCUGGCAGACAUAGACCCUGAUGCCAACGUGCCCAUCGGCCUGAGACAAAGGGACCAGACGGAGAAGACACCCACUGGCACCUUCUGUAGAGAGUCUCUGUUGAAGUACUGGGAGAAGGAGACCAAGAGGAUACUGGAGGAUGAGAGAGGGGAAGCCAGCAGCCCCAAACAGGAAGACGAUGAUGAUGCUGAAAAGAGUGAGGAAGAAUGCAUGACAGAAAGCAACAGCGAAGCAGAGGAGGAGAAGGAUGACGAGAACAAGAAAGAAAAUAAAGAUUAUCAAGAGGAAGAAGAAGAAGAAGAGGAGGAGGAGGAGGAGGAGGAGGAGGAGGAGGAGGAGGAGGAGGAGGAGGAGGAGGAAGCUGAAACAGAGGAUGAGGAGGAUGAAGAGGAGCCAGAAGAGGAGAGGCCUAAAGCAGCACACCCAAAGGAUUCUUGUCCUCCAUCACCACUGUCAGUCGUCAUCUCCUCCCCCAGCCUCCUGAGACCCCCAAGGGUGGAGCCUAUGAGACUAACCCCGCCCCCACCUCCACUUGACACCAACGCCGACGGCAACCCAACAGUUGUCGACGAGGCCCUGGAAAGAGUCCUUAGUAACGACCCUGAGCUCAAAGAGGUCAACCUCAACAACAUCGAGGACAUCUCACAGGACAGUCUAAUCCAGUUUGCUGAGGCACUGCGCUCCAACACACACGUGCGUGUCUUUAGCCUUGCCAACACGCAUGCUGACGACCCUGUGGCGCUGGCCAUUGCCAAGACACUGCGAGAAAACACAUCCAUUGUCAGCCUGAACAUCGAGUCCAACUAUGUGACAGGGAAAGGGGUUCUGGCCAUGGUCCAGGCUCUGCCUAGCAACAGCACCCUGACCGAGCUACGCUUCCACAACCAGAGACACAUGUGUGGAGGACAGGUGGAGAUGGAGAUGGUGAAGGUUCUGAGGGAGAACCACACCCUGAUCAAGCUGGGUUACCAGUUCCACCUGCCAGGCCCCCGGAUGAGCAUGACAGGCAUCCUGACCCGUAACAUGGACCGUCAGAGACAGAAACGCCUGCAGGAGCAGAGACAGAACCAGCAGGCGGGGCCAGAGGGGGCCGUUAACCCCCGUACCACCGCUCUGUUGAAGGCCACACCGGGUUCUUCGCCCUACGGUUCCCCGCAGGUGUCACCUUGGCAAUCCCCCAAACUCCCCCAAAAACAGACCCCCCCUGCUCCUCCGCCGCCUCCCCCGCCCCCGCCCCCUCCCCCGCCCCCUCCCCCGCCCUGCCAGCCCCCUGCAGAGAAGAUGAAGCCGACUAGGAAGAUAGCGGAGGUGAUCAGGCUCCACGAGGAGGUUGUUAUGAAGCAGGGGAAAGGGAAGGGGAAGAAGGGGAAGAAAGGAUUGAGAGAGACCAACAGUAUCUUGAAGGAGCUGAAGAACGCUCUGCGGCCAGUGGCAGAGAAGAGAGAACAGGAGUACAGCAGGCCACCCACUCCACUGCGCUCUUCACACGACCAGCUCAUGAACUCCAUCCGCAACGCCAGUGUCCGCUCCCUCAGAAAGGUGGAAGUUCCACAGAGGAAGUUUGUCUUUGUCCCUGAUGAAGAGACUAGCUGAUCUGAAGACACAGAGAACCAACCCCCUGAGACUACUGAGGACACAUAAACAAUACAUUCAGAUUGAACUGCUUUCCUCAGAGAAGAUACUGGAAAUUAACACUGUAAUAACAACUUUACUUUUGGAGGGAAACAAAUCUGAAAUUAAUAUUUUUUUUAAAUGUAUUUAUGGUGUAUGCUUUAGCAGAAAGGCAUUUGGUUGUCUACAUUUUUGUGAUGAUAAACGUAAAAAUUGUUGACUAAAUUGUUUACUGAGGUAACCUUUUUUGUAUAAUUGUAAAUAUUGUAUUUGGUGUGUGAGGAAUAUACUGUAUGAAUUGAACAUGAAGAUAAAAGUAACAACACAA